Molecule: messenger RNA, 492 nt
Organism: Aethina tumida (small hive beetle)
Lineage: Eukaryota; Metazoa; Arthropoda; Insecta; Coleoptera; Nitidulidae
Product: endocuticle structural glycoprotein ABD-5-like
Exons: 3
Coding region: 36-407 (123 amino acids)
Source: RefSeq, a predicted model, not a curated record
UUCGUCUGAAAUCUGCAUCCGACUCAGUCUUCAAUAUGAAGUGCAUCAGUAUUCUGAUCAGCGUGUUUUGUCUCUAUGAAUAUUCAAAAUGCGCACCUUUAGAACCAAUUAAUAAAAUUUUGGUUCAGAAAUUUGAAAACAAUAUAGAUAAUUACAAAUUCCAGUAUUACAUUGAUGAUGGACAACAAAGAGAAGAAAGUGGAGUGCUUCAAAAUGCGGGAUCGGACAACGAAAAUCUUGAAGUUCAAGGCGUGUUUUCUUACAAUCUCGAUGAUGGAAGGUUGUAUAAAGUAAUCUACACGGCAGGAGCAGAUGGGUUUAGACCGAAAAUUGAAAUCGGAUUUCCACCUGCUGGAGCUCCAAUUCCAUCAUCUGCAAUAGCAACUCUCACUGGGGGUAUUGGAUAAUUAUUAUUGGAACUGCUUUUUAUAAUCAUUUUUAUACUAAAUUUUAGUUGUAAGUUGAACUUUAUAAAUAUAUAAUUUUAUUUUA